GAAAAUUACGCAUUAAUUAAGAAUGCGGUAAAAAAUAACCAAAAUGCCCACACAUUAUAAACUUUUCAGCUCUGACAAUUGAUGUUUACAUUAACUAGCUUAGGUGUCCAAUUUAUUUCUUAUUCUACCAACUCUUCCCCUGGCUGCCACGUGUAUACACACCUAAAAGGAAAUUGCAUGUGACUAACGGUUAUUUUCUUAUUUCCUCUCUCUGAUUUCCUUUCUUUUUAAAAUUCUUCUUGCUUUCUUUUCUCACACGAUCUUCUGUUUGUUUUCCAUCUCCCCACUACUCCAUUACUGCCGGUUAGUUUAAGCAGUUGAUUCUCAGUCGUUUGUCUAUAAAUACCGAUAAUGGUUGCUACUAGAUCUUCUCCGAAACCCAUUUCAAAAGUUCCUGAAAUUCUCACAAAAAUGAAGCGGAAGUUGGUGAAAAAAGGAGAAUUAGUUGCUGAUGGUGGUGAUUCUGGUUUACUACAGACUGAGGCUAUUGGUAAUGUGAAAAAAAAGGAUAAAAUAGGUGAAAAGGAAACUGGCAAGAAAAGGCGUUUGAAUGUCGAUGUUGGUGCUGCAGAUAUGAAGAAUAAAAAAGGAACAAUAACUAUUGAGGAACCUUCUCGUUUAGUUCAGAACUGGGAUUUUGUGUUAGCUGUUGAGGACCGUUAUAGUUGUAGAGUUGCUAUUCCUUUUAGAUACAAAAUUAUCGAAGAUAUUAAGAAAACUUUGUCUCCUCGUCAGUUAGAAUUGUUUUCUGAGACAUUUCUUGGUAAUUUUCUCAAAUUGGAGCCUUUUGUUAUUCAGCCUCAGUUGUUUCAUUCACUUUUUAUGCGUGAAGUUAAGCAUCCAAAUAACAGCGAAAUAUGGUUCAAGGUUUCUGGAUAUAAGCUUCGAUUUAGUAUAGAGGAGUUUGCUCUCAUAACCGGUUUGAAUUGUUCAGGUGAUUGCAAUACGCUUUAUUCUGUUUCAAGCAAUAAGUUAGUUGCAACUUACUUUCCUAAUAGCUCUAUUACUCGAGAGGGUUUAGGUGUUGUGUUUUUGAACACUUGUUUUAAGAGUGAUGAAGAUGCUGUUAAGCUAGCAAUUAUCUAUUUGUUUGAGUGUUUUCUAUGUUCUAGCGAAAUAAAUUCUCAGUUAGUUAGUAGGUUUCUCUUGGAUAUGGUUGAUAGUGGGGAUUUCAAUUCUUUUCCUUGGGGUAUUUUGGUCUAUCGAAACACUGUUGUUGACAUGAAGAAUAGGCUUGUUAGUAAGCAGCCUAUGAUGUACUAUAGGCUCAAUGGUUUUCCAUUAGCACUACAGAUGUGGUUUUAUGAAGUGUGUCCUGUUGCUGCUAACAAGAUUUGUCUACUCAAUGAUAAGGAGCCAUGUAUUCCUAGAAUGCUGAAGUGGCAUAUUCCUUCUAAAGUCACUGUGACUAUUAAGAUGUUAGAAGAAACGUUCUAUCAUAUGUCGCGUGAACAGUUGAAAUUGAAAAACCUUGUUCCUACUGUUGAUGAAAAAGCCAUUCUGAAUAUUGCUGGGUUUUUUCAAACUGGAAAGACAAAAAUUGUUGAAGAUGUCAAAGAUUCAAGUGAUGAUGAGAUCCUUGGUGAUUUUUUGAAAUUUAAGAAAGAAAGAAAGAUAUUUUCUGAAUUGAAGAAGUCUGUAGAUACUCUUGUGCUAAGUGAAUCUGAUACCAAAAAGCAGUUGAAGUCUAUAUUCCAUGCUUUAUAUGUGAUUGGAAAGCAUUUAGGCGUUGAGAAGCAGUUUGAUUUUGUUCCUAAUGCAAAUGAGGAUGUCAUUAAUGAGGAAAAAAAGCUUGACGAUGCAAAUCAGGAUGGCAUUAAUGAGGAAAAGAAGGUUAAUGAUGCAAAUGAGGAUGGCAUUACUGAAGAAAAGGAGCUUGAUGAUGUAGAUGAGGAUAAUGAGGGUAGUGAGGCUAAUGAGGAUUUGCAAAAUGUUGGUGAUCCUGUCACAGAUUUGAAAAAUGACGAUGAUGUGUCGCCCAUUGAAGUUGGUGCUGUUGAUAAGAAUAUUGAGAAAGGGAUUGAGGAGGGGAAGAAAAAUGAUGAUACUAACAACGAAGGUGUUGAGGACGAGGAGAAGAAUGAUGAUGAAGCUGAUGGUGAGGAAUCUGAUGCGGAUGAUUCUGCUGGUGACGAUGAUGGUGGUGACGGUGAUGCGGGUGGCGGUGCUGCUGUUGGCGGUGCUGCUGGUGGCAGUGUUGUAGGUGGUAGUGGUGCUGGUGCAGUUGGCGGUGGCGGUGCUGCUGGUGGCAGUGUUGCAGGUGGUAGUGUUGCUGGUGCAGGUGGCGGUGGCGGUGCUGCUGGUGACGAUGGUAAUCGUGGUGAUGCUAUUUUAAAAAAUGUCGAGACUGCUGAUAAAAAUGAAGGUGUUAAUGAGAUUAUGGAUGUUAAGAAGGUUGUUUUAUUGGCUGAUGAAACCCCUGCAAAUGUUAAAAGAAGCGUGAAGCCAAGUCAUAUUAUGCAAUCUCCAUUUUUAACUGAGUUCACUUCCGGUGACUUUCAAGUAGAAGAAGUUGGAAGUACUUAUGUUGUUUCUAGAAUGUUUCCGUUCAAUAACCACAUCGGAGAUGUUUUUAUGAGUGAGGAACUGGUUGUGUAUGAUAAUUGGGUCAAAUAUGGACUUUUGAGAGUUGCUAAACUGAAAGAAGGAAGAUUUUACAGGGAAUCUACUAAUGAGAUCAUUCCUCCAUUUGAUUUUGGCGUCUCAGUAGUUUCUAAGAAGGAUUUUUUUCAUGUGCUUGAUGUUGGGGGGAUGUCGUUGACAUCGUUGCAUAUGGACAUUUUGUUCUACUAUCUGAGGAAGAAAGCGAAGUAUGAUAGCAGUGUUACAUUGAAGUUUACUACAACCGACAACCAUUUUGAUCAGUGUUUUCAGUCAUUUGCAAAUACGUUUGAAGGCUCCAACUAUGAUGAAGACUUGAUUUAUCCUGAUCAUAUCGUUUCUCAGUAUAUUAAUGGUCGUCAUAUGCUUGCCAAUACACCAUGGAAUCAGUGCGACUUUGUUUUCAUCCCCUUUCAUGUGUCGGCUAAUAAUCAUUGGGCUCUUCUUAUAUUGGACAUGAAGUUAAGGAGGCUGACUAUGUACAACUCUCUACGGACAAUUCUGAGUGCAUCUUCGUGUCGGAAUGUUGCACAUAUUUAUUCAGUUGUUCUGCCGUAUUGCCUCGACAAGCUUAAUGUUUUCAAAACCAAUCCUGCGUGUGACUUGUGUUCACCUUUUUUUACCACUCAAGGCAUGAAUGAUCCUUUUGAUCUGGUUAUAGAAGAGAAGCUGCCAUACCAAAAAUUCAAGUCAGUUUGAUUUGUUAAUUUUAUUAUGUUUUUAAUUCUUUUUUUAGUAGCUGUUUGUUUUUCUGGAUACAUAAUUUAUACAUAGUUGAUUGUUUUCUUUA
Molecule: messenger RNA, 3391 nt
Organism: Mercurialis annua (annual mercury)
Lineage: Eukaryota; Viridiplantae; Streptophyta; Magnoliopsida; Malpighiales; Euphorbiaceae
Exons: 8
Coding region: 352-3300 (982 amino acids)
Biological process (GO): proteolysis
Molecular function (GO): cysteine-type peptidase activity
Source: RefSeq, a predicted model, not a curated record